UGCAGUGAAUUAGCUGACAAAGACAAUCAAAUGUCAGAGUAUGAAGCAGAAUAUGACGAUUCUGAUGUAAUUCCUGCAACACCAGAACAUAGUGCAAAUUAUGAGCAUAAAUCAGAUGUACCGGUAGCUGUGACAUCUCCAAAACAUAGACAAGAUGAUGAGGUCGAUGAUAUGUUCGAAGAUCUAUUGCCUCUUGCAGCCAGCUUUGACGCUUUUCCAUCUACACAGAAUCAAGGUUUGACAGAAUUGACGACUGUACAUGUAAGGAGCAAAAAAAGGAAAACCUUGUCAUUGAAAGAAUCCAGCUGCAGGGGAAGAGACCAGCGCAUAAAGGUUCUGCAAGAAUUGACAUGUAAUGACUUUGUUGAGGACACAUGCACAGAAAAUUACUCUCACUUAGAAGAGCCAAGCCAAAGCAUUUUGCAGAGGAGAGUAAUAUUAGAGACACAUGAUAAUGACACUUACGAGUAUUAGAUAAUAUUUUAGUUAUAACUAAUUAAUAAUUAAUUAGUAGUUAUAACUAAUUAAUAAUUAAUUAUAACUAAUUAUUAAUUAAUUAAUAGCUGUUUUAUUUGUAAUAGCUGCACUACGUAUAGUAAAAAACCACGUUACCAUUGUGUUUUAGCCAGCCUAUGUUCAUUCACUGUGCUUACAGGACCGCGUUCAAUCUACUUAUCAAUCAGAUAUGUGAUUAUAGGACUGCGUCUGACCUUCUCUUGAAUCAUAUAGGGUGUGAUUAUAAGACUGCCUCUGACCUUCUCCUGAAUCAUAUAGGGUGUGAUUAUAGGAUCUGUUUCAUGCAUACCUCAUGGGUGUGAUUUCUAAGAUCCCAA
Molecule: messenger RNA, 833 nt
Organism: Corticium candelabrum
Lineage: Eukaryota; Metazoa; Porifera; Homoscleromorpha; Homosclerophorida; Plakinidae
Exons: 6
Coding region: 31-474 (147 amino acids)
Source: RefSeq, a predicted model, not a curated record